GGAAUAAUCCUGGGUAGUAUCCUGGUUCCUCUCCGCCUCACACUGGCAGUCAUAUGUUUCCUCAUCAUGUGGCCCGUUGCCCUGCUAAGAGUGGCCGGCCUAUCCAAAGAGGAGCGCUCUCGACCCAUCACAGGCUGGCGCCACUGGUUCUACCAUCCCAUCAUGUUGAAUCUGAGCCGGGCCGUCUUCUUCUUCCUGGGUUUCCUGUGGGUUCGGGUCAAAGGGCGCAGGGCCGACCUGAAGGAGGCGCCGGUUCUGGUGGUGGCACCCCACAGCGGCUUUCUGGACAUGCUGGUUCUGUGUCCGACCCAGUUGGCGACGGUGGUGUCUCGCUCUGAAAACACCAAGCUGCCUGUUAUUGGAGCUCUGCUGGAGUUCAACCAGUCCGUGAUUGUGAGCAGGAAAGACCCAGAGUCGAGGAAAAGGGCCGUGGCCAAGCUCAUCGAGAGGCUGACCUCUAAAGGCUACUGGCCUCAGAUGUUGAUGUUUCCUGAGGGAACCACGACUAACGGCCGAGCUCUCAUCAAAUUUAAGCCUGGUGCCUUCCUUGCUGGAGUCCCUGUCCAACCCGUCCUGUUGCGUUACCCAAACAAACUGGAUACUGUUCGUUGGACGUAUAAAGGAACAUCAUGGAUGGAGGUCGUGUGGCACACAGCUUCCCAGCUCUACACAAACAUGACUGUGGAGUUCCUGCCCGUUUACAACCCGUCUGAGGAGGAGAAGAAGGACCCCAACCUGUACGCAGACAACGUUCAGAAACUCAUGGCCAAAGCUUUAGGAGUCCCAGCUACARACUACGUGAUGGAGGGUCGAGUUCCUGUCAGUAAACUGGGGGGUCUGUCUCUGCCUGUGAAUGGUCCCGGCAGGGUGACGCUGUCUCUGCUGCGUAAAAACGGUCUGGGAGCACACGAGGUUGAAGUGGCACUGAGCAGAAUGAUUGACAGGUGCCAAUCAACUGGAUUCAAAGCCAGCGCAGAGGAGCUUGUGUCUCUUUUCUCACUGUCGGAUAAACAAACAGCUGUGGAGAUCUGUGGCCUUUACUCCAAGGAUGAGACGGUGGACCUCCGACAGGUUUACUUCAGUGUUGCAUCCAUCGCUGGAUUCACCAGCUUCAUGUCUUUACUUCACUCUGCUUUUACUCUGUUCGACCAGGAGGGACGAGGCAGUCUGAGUGCAGAGGAGCUCUCUGACCUCAUGGGGGCACUGCUGGGCAUUCCUCAGCACAACACUGCUGCGCUUUACAYCGAGGCCUGUAGUCAGGGUGUGCUCACUGAAGAAAAUCUCCUGCGUGUGCUGACGACCCAUCCCACCUAUCAGAGAGUGGUGAACGAGUACCUGCAGCCGGAGGAGGCGGGCUCUCAGCUGUCACUCAACGCUCUGACCAAUGGGAAGGCAGUGAACAACAACGGCCUCGUUCCCAACGGAGCUCUCCACAAGAAGUCCGACUGAGAGCUUUACCAAAAUCUCAUUUCACCGAUUUUUUUUCCUCGUCUUGAAACUAAAAUUCACAAAGGAAUAUAUUUUUAUACAUUUUAUUAAUAUUUUGCGUAUAUUUUUAAAUCUAGCAUCACUUGCACAGAUGUGGAUGUUUUAAAUAUUGUGAAAUAGGAUCGAAUAAUGCCUCAAAGCCUCUCUGGAGUGUGUUUUAUUGGUUGUUGAAGAGAUGAACGUUUACUGAUGUCUUUAAUUCCUCUCCACAUUAACCCAUUAGGUGUUUCAUGUUUGAAAGYCUUCAAUGUUAUUUAUGGAUGUGGUGUGUGCUGACUUCCUGUGGAGGGACAGUGGUGUGUACGUCUAAAAGAAAAAAAUUAAUGUCUUUAUUUGAUGUAAACUAUUCUUAAUUUUAUGUUUAUUUGACAAUAAACUGAGCUGUUUUUAAAGUGCCCUUAACAGGUUGUGUCACUGUUGUAGAAUAUGAUGGCUGUAUGUUUUUUUUUUUUUCACAUUUGGACCAGACAAAUGUUAAAAAAAACAUUAAAUUAACACCCAGUCACAGAAAUACCUGAUCACACGGCUGAAGAAUGUCAAAGCCAAGAAGACGCAGCUCAGCCUCAGCUCCACCAGCCCUGGUUGCAUCUUCAUGGCUCCAAAUCAACUGCUUACUGCUAUAUGCCAGUAUUUAUAAUAAAGUUUUUUGAUUUUUAA
Austrofundulus limnaeus is the source of this 2145-nucleotide messenger RNA. RefSeq names its product lysophosphatidylcholine acyltransferase 4 (gene lpcat4). Gene Ontology annotation, cellular component: endoplasmic reticulum. NCBI's taxonomy places the organism in Eukaryota, Metazoa, Chordata, Actinopteri, Cyprinodontiformes, Rivulidae. Gene Ontology annotation, molecular function: 1-acylglycerophosphocholine O-acyltransferase activity; calcium ion binding; lysophosphatidic acid acyltransferase activity. The record is from RefSeq and is a predicted model, not a curated record. Gene Ontology annotation, biological process: phosphatidylcholine acyl-chain remodeling.